Molecule: messenger RNA, 711 nt
Organism: Alternaria alternata
Lineage: Eukaryota; Fungi; Ascomycota; Dothideomycetes; Pleosporales; Pleosporaceae
Exons: 1
Coding region: 109-558 (149 amino acids)
Source: RefSeq, a predicted model, not a curated record
AGUACGGGGGAUGAGAGGUGUGGCUGCAAAUAGGGUACGCUAGGGAGGUGGAGCCCGCUAUACCGCAUUCCGAUCCCCGUUUCGCUGCACGUUGAACUGACGUGCAUCAUGCACCAUGCAUCCCAAGAUAACUCGCCUUAUCGUCACUCAUCUCAUAUCCAUCAUGGAACGUCUGACAACAAUGGAGCAGUUUCUACAAGCACCCGCUUGCUCUGUGUUGUGGCCAUUGUGCUCAUCCGGCUGAUGUUUGCCGCGCCAUCCUGCCUCCCGUUUCCAAUCUCCCGCACAGCCCGGCGCUCCGGAAAAGGGGCCACGGUGGCUCGUAAUGCGAAUAACCCUAACGGUCAUCGUAAUGUACGUCCUUUUGUGAUGAUACGACUCUGCUAUCAAUUGUCUGGAAGCGCUUGCGAAGGUCCUCAAAGCAAUGGAUUCCCACAUAUCAUGCGCGUUGCAGAGAUUGUCUCCAGUGGAGUCAAUCGACGAGUACACGAAAACAACAACUUGCGCCUGUUGGACCCGCUUGCCACCCGCAUUCCGAUAUGCUCUCAGGCGUUCUAGAAGCGGCCACUAGCUCAUUUCCGCACAUCUUGGAUGUGAACGCCUGUUCGCAUGCUGGCCGAUGCGAGAAGGGGCGUGUCAUGGUUGCACAACUAGGCACCAGAAUAAUCGGUAUCCAUCCGAGGCCCCCAGUAAUGUGUCUGUCUCUUCCAC